Molecule: messenger RNA, 3262 nt
Organism: Engraulis encrasicolus (European anchovy)
Lineage: Eukaryota; Metazoa; Chordata; Actinopteri; Clupeiformes; Engraulidae
Gene: map3k7cl
Product: map3k7 C-terminal like
Exons: 4
Coding region: 811-1239 (142 amino acids)
Cellular component (GO): nucleus; cytosol
Source: RefSeq, a predicted model, not a curated record
UGGAGCUAUGAACAUUUUUCAUGCCUAAAGUCAUGCCAUCUGAGUCAUUUAAUUGGUACCCGGUGGACACGGGUAUAGAGAGAGAGAGAGGCAGCAUUCCAAUAUCGCCAGCUCCUUAUUGUGUAGCUUACUAUAGCACACUGCGCUGUGUGUGGUGGUGGGCGCUUGCAUCCACGCGAAUUGCGUGGACUGGACAUUUCGAAAAGUAAUGACUGCAAAAGUCGUUGCUUUCUAAAUUUAAAUUUGUAUAUUUGUAAAUGCUGCAACACAAGGCACGACCGGGAAACUGCUCCCACGGAUUUAUGAUUAGGGGACAAUAGGUAGGCAAAAGUUUGGACCAGUCACGUCUCUGCUUCACAUGUAGACAGCAAAGCCAAGACACCACGAAGCGUUUCAAAGGACUUACCCUGUGACCAAAAGCAAACAAUAGACCAUCUGAAACGUUUCCAGCUACGACAUUCUUUUUUUUCCAAGCUUGUGUUGUCAGGUAAGCUUGCUUUGCAUAACCUAAUCCGAUUCACUGUGAAUUCUAUCAGGUGAUUUUUUUGUUGUUGUUGUCAGAUCUAUACUUUGUGCCAGACUUAUUUUGUCCACAAUGAUAACUCGUCCUUACACUACGUGUGUUUGGCCACUGAUUUUACACAGCAAAGUUGCAUGGGCAUUGAAAAGUUUUAUUUCUAAGUCGGAUGUCUUAUUCACCCUCUGUCUUAGCCUAUAUUGCAAUGACUGGUUAAGCAACUAGAUUGCGGGGGAGAUGAUGAAUUUGUCAGAAUUUGACAGGUUAACUGUCAAUUUCUUUGUCAGGAAUAAAUGAUCACCUCAGCCAGACUCUCUCCAGAUAAACCUGAAGUUAGAAUCGCCUUCAGUCUCGACAGGACCUCAGAGUUAAGCGAUGCAGAGGAAAGCCUGCCCACGUUUCCUGAGCUCGAGCAGCGCUUGCAGCCAGUUCUGCCAUGCCAGGCUUUGAAGGAGUCUGUCCAAGUCUACAAGGACCACUGCAAGAUGGCCAGAGAAUUCCGACAAGUCAAAAUUGAAAUCGCUCAGCUUGAAGACAGAAAGAAUGAGCUGAUAGCGGAGCUGGUGGAGGACGACCAGGUGCGGGUGGAGCUGGACCAGCUGAACGAGGAGUUCCGCAUCUUGGCCGAGGAGAACCGCACGCUGGUCACGGUGCACUCUGAGCGGGCGCAGCAGCUGGAGACGCUGAGGGGCGUCAGCCAGAAGAGGCAGGGCUCCUCGUGACCCCUGACCUCCACACGCCACUGAGCUGAUGGGGAGCAGAGCGGAGGAGAGUGGAGCGGAGCGGAGCGUAGGAGAGCUGGUGUUCAGAUGUCCAGAUGGGCUGCGUUUCUCGACAGCAUCGUUGCAGACUAAUAUAGCAACUAUGACCACUAGAUGCCCCCCUGUUCAGCCUUAAAAAAAAAAAAGAUAUUUUUUUGGUCCUUUCGAUUUUAUUUCUUGAAAAGACAGUAGGAGAGGCAGACAGGAAGCGAAUGGAGAGAUAUGGGGAAGGGUCGGCAAAGGGACCGGGCCGAACUCGAACCCAGGUCGCCAGUGUAGCAGCCCAGUGCCCUACUGUUACAGCCACGGUAGGGCCCGUGUUGAGCCUUUUGGAUGGCCCAACGCUGGGCGCUGCUGCCGUGGGCCGGUAUCCUGUUAUUUCUCAUAGAAGUCACCGCUACUUACAGGAAAUUGUGCAUAUUGCCUUCUCACCAUCUUUUUUUUGGCAGGGGGCUUUUGUACUUCAUUUAUGAUAGGACAUUGACAGAGGGACAGGAAACCAGUGGGGAGAGAGAGACGGGGACGGACUAGCAAAUGACUUAGGCCGGAAUCGAACCCGGGUCGCCGGUGUAGUAACCUAGUUCUAGUACUUCUCACCAAUUAAUGCCAGCAAUACACCGGCUAAAAAUGGCGGCAAUCUGAUUUCGGCCAUUCUUUCCAAUACAAACGAGUGGUCAACGCAGCAUCUAGUGUUCAUAUCUGUGGGUUGUAGUGUAAUUUCCCAUUAGCAACCUACUAAGUUGCUAACUGGUUAGCAACAAUGCUCUCGAGAAAAAUGGUCCAGGUGGGCUAUCUUCGUUGAGAUGGGAUACUUUCGCUGCUACCAACAGGCUGUUAACACAGCUCAAAGCCCUAACCAUUCGUUCACAUAUGGGCAGAAUCCGGCAACGGAUACCACUGACUUUGAAUGGGGUGGGCGCAAAAUGAAUUGUGGGACUGUGUGUUCCCUCAAUUCUGUUGCCUCCACCAAAAGGUUCAGAAUUUUCGACUUUUCAGGCUGUGACGAGUCUGUCAGCCAAUCAGACUGCAUGGAUGCAUGUAACACAUGAAGGGUGCAUUCCAUUAUCCUAACUCCUGUCCUCGACCUGUGUUUGUGACCUUGCGCUUCGCUGACGCCCCAGCUCAGGGGAGAAAACAAUAUAGUUUACCUGCUGUCAGCCUAGCCACAACAACUUUUGUGGGACUUUUCCCCUAAGCAACAUCCAGAUUGCAAAUGAGAAAUCAGCCUUUGAGUUGCGCUUUCGCGAGAUAUUGAAUUAAACUUCUGUUGUCAGUGACGUCUGGUGACGUCAUCACUAGGCCACAAACACAAGGAAGGACGGGUGUUUGGAAAAUGGAACGAAUGCGAAAAGACAACUAAUCCCUCAGACACGCCUACCGUCAUCUGUCGACAGGCGGUGCCUGUGUGAACGAAUAAUUACUCUAACCUAGUGCUUCUCAACGGGGGCUCUACAGCCCCCAAGGAGGCAUUGGGAAGCUGCUCAGCAAAAGUAGCGAUGCGCCAUCACAAACACGACCAAUGGGCUCAUUCGUGAUGAAGCAGUGCUGCGCCAACUGAGCAGAAAGCAUGCUCAAUGCAACAUUAUGAUGCAUUCUGGUUAGAAAAUUCUAACCAGAAUGCAUUGAAAUGGCAAUGUGCACAUGUGCACUGCUCAGCAAAAGCAGCACUGCGCCAACAAGCUUAGUGGCUUGGUUGCUCAGCUUGACAGGUAGCUCAUAUCGACGCAACACCGCACCGCAGGAGGUCGGUCAGUCUGCUCAGUGACUUGUGGAGGCUCACCAAGGGGGGGGCUUGGAGAUGUGGUCCAAAACUGCAUUGCCUGCAUCACCACCUUACUGUACACAUUUUGUUUGUGACCACUGUGGAAAGGCUUGUGUCCCAUCUUUUAUUUAUCAUUUGUCUGUUUUGGCAGCCUAGUGCAAAUAAAAUAAAAUAAAAUUCUGACAGCUUUGCUUCAGAUGUAAUGUAUUUCCAUCAGAAUGA